CGGGGCGCGGCCGGGCUCCGGCGGGCGCUGAGCGCGGCGGGAGCGGAGCGAGCGCCAGGUACCGAGCGCCCCCGAUCCCCGCGGCCGCCGCUCGCCCCCUGCCCCCUGCCCGCGGACGGGCCGGUGGGGCGCGAUGGCUUUGGUUAGUGUUGGAGACUCAUAUUUUUCUGAAGCUGAUGUUUUCCUAACACUUUCAGCUUGGCUUUAAAAGCUACUUCGCUGUAAUGUUUUAAAUGGUUAAAAAACCUCUAGGAUUUGAAGUUUAUUUAAAUUAAUUGAAGGAAGUACUUCUGGCCUCACCAAAGAAAUAACUGGAAUCAUGGAUCAGAACAACAGUUUGCCACCCUACGCUCAAGGCUUAGCCUCCCCUCAGGGUGCAAUGACCCCAGGAAUUCCAAUUUUCAGCCCAAUGAUGCCAUAUGGCACAGGACUGACACCACAGCCUGUCCAGAGCACCAACAGCCUGUCCAUAUUGGAGGAACAGCAGCGGCAGCAGCAGCAGCAGCAAGCAGCACAGCAAUCCACGUCACAGCAAGCGACACAGGGAACAUCUGGUCAAACCCCCCAGCUCUUCCAUUCACAGACUCUUACCACAGCUCCUUUACCAGGAACCACACCUCUGUACUCCUCUCCAAUGACUCCAAUGACUCCAAUAACUCCUGCAACACCAGCGUCAGAGAGCUCUGGCAUAGUACCACAACUACAGAAUAUUGUGUCUACAGUGAAUCUUGGUUGCAAACUUGACCUAAAAACUAUUGCACUUCGUGCCCGAAAUGCUGAAUAUAAUCCCAAGCGUUUUGCUGCUGUUAUUAUGAGAAUAAGAGAACCACGUACUACUGCACUGAUCUUCAGCUCUGGAAAAAUGGUGUGCACAGGAGCAAAAAGUGAGGAGCAAUCCAGACUGGCUGCAAGGAAGUAUGCAAGAGUUGUUCAGAAACUGGGUUUUCCUGCAAAAUUUUUGGAUUUUAAAAUUCAGAAUAUGGUGGGUAGCUGUGAUGUGAAAUUUCCCAUCAGACUGGAAGGAUUGGUACUCACACAUCAGCAGUUCAGCAGCUACGAGCCAGAAUUGUUUCCUGGCUUAAUCUACAGAAUGAUUAAGCCAAGAAUUGUUCUGCUUAUUUUUGUUUCUGGAAAAGUGGUUUUAACUGGUGCUAAAGUACGAGCAGAAAUUUAUGAAGCAUUUGAAAACAUCUAUCCUAUUUUAAAGGGAUUCAGAAAGACAACGUAACAGUUUCUACAUGUUUCAGAGAAAUCAGGGGUAUAUUUUAAAAGGUAUUGUGUAUGGCACAGCAGUAACAAGAAACGGACUUCCAGUGCAACUGAAACACCAGGACUUGGACUAUUUCCCAGUUAGUGCCUACUUCCCUGAUGCUCAAGGGGAACCGUUUUCUUGAAUAUGUCUACUGAGUUACUGUGAGUUGCUUUACUGGGCUGCUUCUGGAGCAGCCCCUCCAACUUUUAUUUAUAUUCUAGCUUUUAAAUAGUUUUAAUGCCAGUCCUAUUAAUAGAAAAUCUGUAAGAUGAUUUAAAGACAAAUGCAACUGUGUCACUCAGUGUAUAAACCACUUUAAUUGCCAUAUAUAUAUGUUUUAAGUUCCUUCCAUAAGACCAUGGUUUUUAUAACUUUCAGAAUUUUAGCUUUUAAAUUUUUUCAAUUUUAAAUUUCCUUGCUGUCAGACACAUUCCCUCUUUCCAGUAUUAAGCAACAUAGAAUGAAUUUAUUAAUUAAAAUGGCUCACUGUACAUAUAUAUAUAAUAUAUACCUUUCUUCACUUUCCUUCUUCAACUCCACAUGUACAAUAAACCCUGUUUAUACAGCUAUGGGAACUGUCUUAAUAAAUUUUAAAAUUACCCA
Molecule: messenger RNA, 1855 nt
Organism: Onychostruthus taczanowskii (white-rumped snowfinch)
Lineage: Eukaryota; Metazoa; Chordata; Aves; Passeriformes; Passeridae
Gene: TBP
Product: TATA-box binding protein
Exons: 8
Coding region: 320-1228 (302 amino acids)
Biological process (GO): DNA-templated transcription initiation
Molecular function (GO): DNA binding; RNA polymerase II general transcription initiation factor activity
Source: RefSeq, a predicted model, not a curated record